CUCGGCGGGCCGCUGGGUUCCAACCCCGGCUCUCUCCCCAGCUGCUCCCCGGAACCCGCCUCGCCAUCCCAGAGUCAGUGGAGACGCCUGGUGCCCCAUGUGAGCGUGCACCAGUGCGUGACCGUGUCCGUGCGUCGCUGCGUGACUGCAUGGUUGUGACUGACCCGUCGAAUACGUGCGUAGUGCGUGCAUAGGCCCCCGGCCCCAGGGCCCUGGGAGCUGGCGAGAGAUGAAGUUUGGCUGCCUCUCCUUCCGACAGCCUUAUGCGGGCUUUGUGUUAAACGGAGUCAAGACUCUGGAGACACGGUGGCGCCCUCUGCUUAGCGGCCACCAGAACCAUACCAUCGCCGUCCACAUUGCCCACCGCGACUGGGAAGACGUGGCCUGGUGGGAACUGCUGGUGGAAAGACUCGGGAUGACUCCCGCCCAGAUCCAGGCCUUGCUUCAGGAAGGAGAGAAGUUCGGCCGGGGAGUGGUAGCUGGGCUCGUUGACAUCGGGGAGACUUGGCAGUGCCCCGAGGACUUGGCUCCUCAGGAGCUUGUGGAACUGGAAAGUCAGGCUGUCCUGACCAACCUCCAGCAGAAGUACCUGACAGCCAUCUCCAACCCCAGGUGGCUGCUGCGGCCCAUCCCUUGGCCAGGAGGGAAGGAUGUGUUCCAGGUGGACCUCCCGGAGCACCUCAUCCCUCCGGGACACAAGGCGUGAUGAGCGUGCAGCCCUCAGGAGAACGUUGCUGACGGGGCAGCUCAGCAGCCUGGUGCGGGUUCCUAGCAGUAAGAUCAGGUGAGAGCUGCCACUGCGGAAGACUGCUACGCCAGGUGCAGUUCGUAUCCAUGGACUGCUUUACUCCCAUGCAACAGAGGGGCUGGGCUUAUCUGAGCUCACUGACCUUGUGUCAAUGGUAAGGAAAUGUCUUGGCUCGAUGCUGAUUGGGGUCCUGCUGAUUUCUGCACCGUUCAAAUAAACGCGCUGAAGAUGACUGUG
Molecule: messenger RNA, 985 nt
Organism: Ochotona curzoniae (black-lipped pika)
Lineage: Eukaryota; Metazoa; Chordata; Mammalia; Lagomorpha; Ochotonidae
Product: EOLA-like protein
Exons: 3
Coding region: 230-706 (158 amino acids)
Source: RefSeq, a predicted model, not a curated record